AUGGAGCUGCGGAAAGAAGUAAAGAAGAAACAAGGAUCCAGCGAGGAUUACGUGAUGAAUGCACUCGCUACUCGUCUACCAGAAUUCGAUCAGAACCCGAACCCGAACACGGACACGAUCCACUUUCUAAUGAAGCUCAUGGAAUUAUGGAAGUCUUGUCGAGAACCCAUAGCUGAACUGAUGAAGCAAGAAUCCAACGAAGAGUACAAAGACUACUUGGAACUGCAGAAUCACAUACAGAUGAUCGACAAAGCCAAGGUACCUCAGGUGCUCAUUGCUGCGACCCCUCACAUACUUCUCAACUUGUUAUUGAUCUCCUAUCUCAUUUUUGGUGCGGUCUUUAUGCGUUAUGUCGAUGAAAGCGUUCGGAAAGAAGACUUCCAACCAGCUCUGCUCUUCAUUUACACAACAAUCAUGACUAUCGGUUAUGGUAGCAUUUACCCCACAACCACACAGGGAAAAAUUUGUUGCGUUGGUUACUGCGUCAUUGGUAUACCGCUAAUCUUCUUGGUAUUAUCAAAUAACGGCCAAUUUGUGGUGGAUGCAUACUGGAUUUUACGCAAAAGCGCUGGAGGCAAGGUGCAAGCCUCCAAAAGUCUGCCACUGUGGAUAUCAGCGCUGUUGUUUUGCGCGCAUUCGCUUAUGGGCGGUGUCAUUUCUGUCAAGUCUUCAAAUCGUAAACUACUCUUCCGAGCCUCUUAA
Cylicocyclus nassatus is the source of this 702-nucleotide messenger RNA. NCBI's taxonomy places the organism in Eukaryota, Metazoa, Nematoda, Chromadorea, Rhabditida, Strongylidae. The record is from the annotation of a GenBank genome assembly.